Messenger RNA from Drosophila mauritiana, 4244 nucleotides. RefSeq lists its product as uncharacterized. The record is from RefSeq and is a predicted model, not a curated record. The coding region runs from base 158 to 4090 and encodes 1310 amino acids. The transcript is spliced from 2 exons. Lineage: Eukaryota; Metazoa; Arthropoda; Insecta; Diptera; Drosophilidae.
UCUAAAUAUUUUAAGUACCCGAUAACAACAAACAUAUAGACUAUAUAUUUAAGAAAACCUUAUUUGUCGAAAAUUGCCGGAAUCUAUGUGCCAUUUCGUUGCUUGUAAAGUAUCUCGACCUGAUUGGCCGCCUAAAAAUCAAAAUAGCUAGCUUUUGAUGUUCCGCUUCUACAAGUUGUACUCAUUGUACAUGAACAACAUGGCCAGUGGACCUGCAGGGCAGCGGGAGUGGUGCCUGUGCGAGAAACUGCCGCGGGCGGUGCUCCACAUUCCGGUAAACCAUCGUCAGAUCUGCCAGGUGUGCGGAUUGGCCAGGCGCCCCCAGGCUGGACCCGAUUCCUCCAGCGACAAGGAUGUAGAUCAGGGCACCGAGGAGCAGAAGACGAUUAUCCCUGAGCAAAGCCAAGUGGAGGAGCCCAAAAAAAGCCUAAAGACUCGGGUAAAGGUAGCCAUUAGGGGCAAGAAGCCGAAAGCCAAGAAUUGUUGCCGGACGAACUGCCUCAAGUGUGGUGGCUUGGCCAAAGCAGAAGUUGGCCAGGAAGGUACUGAAGCACCCAAAGAGAUGAAGUGCAAGCGGUACCCGGGGCGUCAUGGCUUGUACUCGAAACCGAAGGGGAUGAUGAGUCGUCGACAGGUGGCCAAAGCACCGCCACCUUCGACGCCGUCAUCAUCUCUUGCGCUAUCGCCAUUGCCUUCAUCACCGCCAUCGCCCACAGCACCACCACCACCAGCUCAUCAAGAACCGGAGUCAGCACGGUCGGAGAUGCCAAGCCUGGUGGCCACGGCCCAUACCGUUUCCAAUCCAAAAAACAACCUGCUACAGAACUACAACAAUCUAUUUGUCAGUAACUUUAUACCCUUACAGAGUCCCAUUACGGAUACUUUUGGAGGAGCUAUCUCCAAGAGGAGCAGGAACAGCAUUCGCCCACGCAUCCACAGGAGUCGCCCAUUGCCACCACUUUCCAAAGUCUUAACCAAUAUCUUGAGCAGCCAAAACUCGAAGGAUGACAGAGAGAUGGGUGGUGGAUUGAGUAGCUGCAACUGUAAGGACUCGCAAUCGACCGAUUCCGAGCUGGCUAGCCAGUUCUGUCCAUUUGAUCAGUAUGAAGGUCCAUCCGAAGAUGCUCUUGUCGUGAAUAGCGCUCGAUAUAUGCUCCAUCGACCGAAAUCACUGCACAUCGAACCACGACAGGAUGUGCACAACAAUCGCAUUGAAUCUUUGAACUUUCAGUUCAACACUACCAAGAACACCCCGAGUCCAAACGCUGACAAUCUAUCGGGCAUCCUAUUCAUGACGCAUUCAGUUCGUAAAAACCUUAAGAAAACCAUUGAUAACAUUGGAAACGAAUGUCAUAUUUCAGGUAAAGCCAGACCAACCAACAGCUCGGACCCCAAACCGGCAGUUACUCAGCAGAGCAAUCGGGAAAUUAAGGCCAAAGAGUCGGAAGACCUCGAGAGAUCUUCCAUUUUAAGCUCAAUCAUGGACAAAGUAUUCAGCUCACAGGAAUCGAAAAGCUCAAACUGCGUGGAUGACAAGAUACCAGAAUUGGAGGAUAUUAAUAAGACGAUCAACGACAUGUUUGUCGAGGACCCUGAACGCGUUUCUUUGAAAAGUAAUGUAUCAAAUGAGCACAGUGUAUUUUCUUCAAAUAAAACAAACCACUACGAAGAUUAUUCCCAGCCCGUUUCAAAAACACUAAGCAUAAGCAAUUCAACCUGGGAACGAAUUUGCGAAACCAAACCCAAAUCGACAUUAUAUAAGUGUGCUCGCUGCGGACAGCAUAAGCAUCGUGAAGAUAUAUUUGCCAAAAUUAAAAUAAAGGAUAGUAAAGUUCCAGGAAAACCCGAUGCGAAUCAAAUCAGGCUGAAUAAAAAGAUAGGAUGCGCAAUAAAGCAAAGGCUAAAUAACUUAAGAUCCUUUUCAGGAGCACAAGAAUGUAAAAAACUCGAACACGAAAGGAAGACACUAGGAGAUCAAGGGGUAAUCCCAGAGCUUUUUAGAGAAAACCGAAGUAUGCAAAAGCGAAAAGCUACGGAUGACAUCGCAAAAGAGGAAAAUAUAAGACGGCAAUCCAUAAGUACAAGCAUUCAAAGGAAGGAGGAUUCUUUGGCAUCACAGACUCCCAUAAAAGAUCAUAGCACUUCAAAUUGUUUAAAUAUACAAGCAAAAAUAGAUAAAAUCCUACGGAGGGAUAACAAUCCAGCCAAAAUAUAUGAUCAACCAAAGAUCACUCUUUCCAAGAUACACCACGAAUGUCUUCAAAAACGACCCAGAAUCGCACUUAAAGAUGUGAAUUUAAACCAAUCUCAAAUACCGGAUAAUAACUUUCAAUUACGUAGACAUAAGGAGCCAUCGUUCAACUGGGGAGUGAUGCAAAUCUGCGAGACUGUAUCUCAUAGGAGUCUAGUAAUCCCCAAAACACUGGUUCCCACUUAUGUUGGUGAGUUGGUGCAUAUCGGUCAAGCCACGAAUUGCUAUAUCAAGGAAAAUAUUCUUCCGGACUAUCCGUCUUCGUCCCUCUUUGAGUUUCGUAUCCCUGACAUUAGUCCCAACGAGCUGCUAUCCUAUCGAAGUUCGGAUGACAUUAGCGGAAGCUGUACUCCAAUACCUCAUACAGCGAGUCCAAAGGAGCAACCUAUAAGCCACAAAAACCCGUGUCUUCCGGUUGAUCCAACCCAGCCAGAAAAAUCGGAAAGUCGAAAGACUAUAUACGAAAAUCUUGAAUUGUCGUUCACCACACAAAAAGCAGAUAGUUUUAACCAUCCCAAUGACAAAUUAACUGAUUAUGAAAACCAAUUGGUAGAUAUGAAUGAGAAAUGCAUAAAUGCUAAUUUUAGUUCCUUAAGUGACAACAAUAUGAGCCAAACAUCAAAUGCAGAUUUAAAAAGUUUAAGAAAGGAAGAGAAUCCAUUAAAAGAAUCCAAUCCAAAGACUGACAUUACGGCAGUUGGUAAUACGUUUGCGAGAUCAAAAGAAAAUAAAGAAAAUUCGAAGGAUACAUUGUACCAGGAAAACCGCAUUACGUUACAAAAGUACAGUCACUCAAAAUUGAGCAAUGCGAUUAGAAAACAAAUCGACAAAUCCUUGCAACAGAAGAUCAAAAAAAUUAUGAGUAAACCGAUAAAGUUGCUAAAAUCAAAUGAUUCAGAUUCAGUUGACAAAUUUGUGGAACCAUUUACAAACAAAUUAAGUGUUUUCGAAGAAUAUAAUGCAAACUCUACACAAGAAAACUUGAAACUUGGACCAAAUGCCAUUUUGAAUAAAGAAACGGAUACAGCUUUUUCAAAUUCCUUCACGGAAUUAAGUUCAAGUCAAAAGCCACUACGUCUUAUAGCCAACCGGUGCUCCUCAAGUGAACCAAAGUGUCUAGCUAAAGAAUCUAAGGUAGAAACUGAUUCUGAUGGAGCAUCGGAACCGAUGAUGACCUGUAGAACCACCGAGUAUGAAGGAUUGCCUCCUCUGAACUGGCAAGUAAUCUCAAUGGGCUCAGCUCAUCCAAAUAAUAUUGUGCAGGAUGAUUCGGAAACAUCUCUGGGAGAAGAGUAUUACUGUCCCAUUCACAUGUGCGGAAGCCUUAUAAAGACGAACACAUUUUCUUCCCAUAUCCUGCAAGAUCAUAGAGUUGGGAAAACCAAAGGUGCUUCACCACAGGAAGAUUACCAUCAAUUAGUGGAAGGUUUACCAAAGCAGUUCUCCUUCGAUGGCGCUCUCCUCACCAAAGGAAACACUUUUGUGGCCCUUCUCUUUUACACCAGCUUAGCGAAGGAAAGCACCCUUAGAUCACAUCGAAUGCGGAAUCAUCCACUGACCAUGCUAGCUGCUCCAAAAAUGGCAAAGGAUGAUACAUUAGCCGGCGUUUUCUUCUGGCUGCUCGGUUGUCCAUCGUGUGCCCAACUUCUUGCCAAGCUCACAGUCUACGAUCCAUUCGAUCAAAUUGGACGGAGUAUGAUCAUAAGACCACGUGAUUUAUCUCAGAACCAAGACCCUCGAGAAUUCGUCGCCAAUUCGAAGGAUCAUUUGCUUAUAACCGUUCCACACAAGCAAAGAACUUUUCAAAUAACUGUGGUCAUAGAUGAGCCGCAAACUUAGUUAUAAAGGAUAUCUAGUUACUUAAAACUAAAAUUUAUAGACGUUGUUAAUUUUCGUUUUUAAUCCCUUUAAAACCACGAGUUUAAUUUUAAAGACAAAUUGUAUGUUGUAUAUUUUUUAAUAAAACGUUCGAGCAAGAACUAAAAAACGCUCA